AUGGCCACACCGUUCUCGUCGCUCUCCCAGCCGCUGCUCCUUGCCGACCCCAUUCUCGAGACUCACUCUCCACAGCCUACGGUUCUUGUCGAUGACUCGGCAACCAUCGCCGGCUCUGUCUCGACCACAAUCUCGCAUCCGGCCACAACCUCCAUCACCGACACCUUUGCCGGCCUCACCCAGUUCUCCUUUCCUUCCUUCCACCUCCUCCCGGACCCGUCCUCGCCACCAUCGUCUCGCCCUCCCUCGCGCCUCGAUCUCGACUCGGACGACGACGCCAUUGAGUCCAUCUCCUCCUCGCCCUCCUCGCCCGCCGAUCCGCCUUUAUCGUCACCGUGCACUGAGCUCCACCCCGACCAUCCCCUCACUCCGCUCGCCGCCCUCGCGUCUCCGGCGGCUCCCCUUGCGUCCACUGUCAACGUACGCGGGGUUGUCGUCGCCGUCUCGGGCGUCAUCGAGACCACCACCCGCCGCGCCACCGUCCAUCGUGCCACCGUCUCGCUCGUCGACGCCUCCACGGCCUUACGCCCCACCCGCGUCACUCUCUGGGGCCGUGCGGCCUCCUGGGUCUACAUCCUCCCGCGCGGCGCCGCAGCCCGCUUCAAGGCCCUCGUCGUCGGCGAGUGGCGCGGCGUGCCCACCCUCGCCACACGCGCUCCAUCCUCGGCCGUCACCGUUCUCCCGCUCGCCAUUCAUGCCACAGCCCCGUGGAUGGCCGACCUUCACUGGCUCUCGCGCCCGUUCCUUGCGACCCCGCUCCUCGCCCACCUCCAGCUCGACACCCUCGUCCACCUCGACGCCAUCCGCUCAUCGACGGCUCGGUGA
Thecamonas trahens ATCC 50062 is the source of this 825-nucleotide messenger RNA. RefSeq lists its product as uncharacterized. The transcript has 2 exons. NCBI's taxonomy places the organism in Eukaryota, Apusomonadida, Apusomonadidae. Bases 1 to 825 code for a protein of 274 amino acids. The record is from RefSeq and is a predicted model, not a curated record.